AGGAGGCUUUCACUGAAAUGUGCCACAGUAACGUGAUCUCCCAUUGACCAAGGAGCUAUAAUAGCAAUCACACCGUGGGGAUUUGACGGUCAUCAUGGCAUCACUUUCUCCGCUCCGGGACUGUGGGCUCGAUCUGAAGACGGUCAAACUCGUGAUAACAUGCCUCUACUUUGUUUUGUUCAUCCCCACUUUCCUGCUGAACGUCAUGGCAGCUUGGAUUUCCUGGAAGCUGAAGCCCAAAUCUGCGUUUGUUGUCUACCUGAAGAGCCUUGUGGCGGCUGACCUUCUGAUGACCUUGAUCAUCCCGCUGAAGGCCGGCAGCGAGAUCCCCGGGGCCCCUCACGGCUUGCGUGCUUUUGCCUGCCAGUUCAGCAGCGUGCUGUUCUACCUCUGCAUGUACAUGAGCAUGAUACUGAUGGGGCUCAUCAGCCUCGACCGCUUCUUCAAGAUCGUCCAGCCAGGCGGGAAAAGGUUCGGCCACAAUCCCCUGUUCGGCAAGGUGGUCGUCAUCCUUAUCUGGACUCUCUAUCUCAGCGUGAACACCAUACCCACCAUGGUCCUCACGAGCGGAAAGCCCAAAAACAACACUGCCGAGCUGUGCAUGGCCAUGAAGAGUGACCUGGGGAAGCAGUACCAUCAUGCCAUAGUUAUCGAAAACAUUGUGAUUUUCUUAGUCAUGUUGGUCGUUAUUGGAUUCUGCUACACGUGCAUUGCAAGAAGGGUCAUUGAGUCGUACCGGAACUCAGGAAGCACAAACAAGGAGGGGAAACGAAAGAUCAAAGCUCGAGUGUUUAUCGUCCUGGCGGUGUUCCUGGUCUGCUUCGCCCCCUACCACAUCACACGCUUCCCUUACGUUCACCGUCAGGUGGAGAACAAGAUUAACUGCCACUGGGCUUCCCUGAAGGUGGCUAAGAGCAUCACUCUGUGGCUCUCCUCGACCAACGUCUGCCUGGACCCCCUUAUCUACAUAUUACUCUGCAAAGCGUUUCGAGAGAAGUUGUAUGAGCUCAAAAUAUUUGGGCACUGGUUUACCACAGCAGCCCAGGAGAACACAGACACUUCAGUUUGAAAGGGAGUUCAGUACUGCGCUUACAGCUUCUCCUUACUGUGGGGCUGCAUCUCUGGGUUUGUUAUAUUGACACACACGUUUCUGAAAACUAAAUGACAUUAUCUGUUAUACUGUUUUGCAGAAAAAGUUUUGUGAUCUUGACAU
Molecule: messenger RNA, 1213 nt
Organism: Alosa sapidissima (American shad)
Lineage: Eukaryota; Metazoa; Chordata; Actinopteri; Clupeiformes; Clupeidae
Product: P2Y purinoceptor 13-like
Exons: 1
Coding region: 95-1069 (324 amino acids)
Biological process (GO): G protein-coupled receptor signaling pathway; negative regulation of adenylate cyclase activity
Cellular component (GO): membrane
Molecular function (GO): G protein-coupled purinergic nucleotide receptor activity
Source: RefSeq, a predicted model, not a curated record